AAUCAUAUCGUCAGGCGCGCUGCAGCAUUUAGGUGAAAUUUUACAGAAAAUAAAUGAGAAUAAUUUUCACCUUCGGCAGCUAGUUAUGUUUAAACCCGAGCAGAAGUAUUUCUGGAAGUUAAAUAAACUUGCGUUUGAUGAAUAUGGAGUUAAACGAUGGAAAGAGUGUAUUCCUAUGGAACCGUUUGUUGCAAUUGAAUUAACAGGAGUUGACGCUCAUCAUCGCUUCAAUGUUCUUUGUGGAUCAGAUGCAGUUGGACAAGACAAAUAUUCUACACCAGACUCCUUGCAAGCGCUCUACGGAAAUAAUAUUUAUUCCUCAACUUCAGAUAAGGAAACAGAGUUUAUUUUUGACAGCAGCGAUGUGCGAUUUUGUCUACGAUCUACGGCGCUUUUACAAAAUAGUACAUUAUGUAUUAUCAAACCGCAUAUUGUACAGGAUUCCAAAACUGAUUUCAAUGCUAAAACUCGUCAAAUGUCAAAACACAUAAAAAUACCGUGGAUUCCAAUUAAAAUCAAUAUGGGUCGACCUGUUAAAAUGAUUCGUGUAGGAGUACAGGACGCAGCGCGAACACGGCAGCAGUCAAUGAUAAUGGAAAUGAUUAGCGGGAAAUGCGUCGCUUUGGAAAUCACAAAUAAAAAUAACGAUGGAUCUGAUACUAUAUGCUGGAGAUUUAGAGAUUUUUGUGGACCAAUUUGCCCGAGUGUUGCUAGGAUUAUUAGACCGCAAUCAUUGAGAGCUCGUUUUGGUAUUAACAAAAUCAUGAAUGCAGUGUAUUGUACAGAUCUGGAAGAAAAUGCUGAAUUUGAAUUGGAGUACAUUUUUAAAUUUUUGUCGUAACGCGAAUAACAUUUUUGUAUUCAUUUUAUGUAUGUUCAUAACUAAUAAUCAAUAUUUUCAAUUUUAACAUUUUAGCUAUACGAUUUUUUUUAGAGGUUGUAUCAUUUGAAGGUUUAUAGUGAGUGCGCAUUCGCAUAUAACAUAUUGUAUGAAAAUACAAGCUGUCUCAUUUUAAGGUAAAAAUAAAGAAACGUAUCAGAUGAUUAG
Messenger RNA from Wyeomyia smithii (pitcher-plant mosquito), 1048 nucleotides. It is a transcript of the gene nmdyn-D7, whose product is annotated as nucleoside diphosphate kinase 7. The coding region runs from base 86 to 841 and encodes 251 amino acids. NCBI's taxonomy places the organism in Eukaryota, Metazoa, Arthropoda, Insecta, Diptera, Culicidae. The record is from RefSeq and is a predicted model, not a curated record. Gene Ontology annotation, cellular component: centrosome. The transcript has 6 exons.